AAUCAUCGACAAACACUGGUUGAUAAGAUAAUCGAGGGUCCGCUGUCCCCCUGGCCCCUGAAGUCUGGCAUUGGCGGGGUAAGGAAGUGUCACCACGGAGCAGCGAUGAAUUUUGACGAUAUUCUGAUUCGGUUGGGGGAGUUUGGGCGGUACCAGAAAAUCCUGUACUUUCUGGCCGUCUGUCUCCCCGGAAUCAGCUGUGGGGUUUUUAUGGUCAUUUCUGUCUUUUUAAUGGGUGUCCCUGAACACAGAUGUGCAAUACCACAACUAGAAAACGACACAUUUGCCAUUCAAAGCGACCGUCACAAAAAGUUGAUAGAUCUGUAUAUCCCAAACGCCGAUCCCGAUGACAGUACCCUGAAAUAUGACAGAUGCCAGUACUAUGUCUACGACAGCGCAGCUGUUCAAGGUAACGCGUCGCGACACAUUGAGAAGUGUUCUAAAUGGGUCUACAGCGAGGACAUCUACAAGUCAACCUUCGCUAAACAGAUUGAUUUGGUCUGUGAUGAUCGAUACAAAACUUCUCUGGCCAAAUCCCUGUUCUUCGUCGGCGUUCUCCUUGGAGCUCUCGGGCUCGGGAUUCUGUCAGAUGCCAUUGGACGGAAGAAAACCCUCAGUCUUUCUGUCGUUGCUAUGAUGGCGUCCUCCAUUGGACUAGCGUGGGCUCCAAACUACAUCGUUUUUGUCCUCAUCCGGAUAUGCGUGGGAGCUUCCACUUCCGGUGUCUUCAUGACAGGAUUUGUCAUAGGUAUGGAGCUGGUUGGGCCCAGUAAGCGACUGUUCGCCGGCGUCAUUAACGAGGUGUUCUUUGCCGUGGGUCUGGUUCUAUUAGCGGGGGUGGCGUACGCUUUCAGGGACUGGUUCUGGAUCGAGCUGUCCCUCUCGAUUCCCACUGUUGUCUUCAUGGCCUUUUGGUGCAUUUUGCCGGAAUCCCCAAGAUGGCUACUGAGUAAGGGCCGGCGACAGGAAGCGGAAGAAGUAUUACGUAAAGCCGCAAGGGUCAACAAGGUUACACUUCCUGAAAAGUUAUUUGACGAAGACGACUUCGAUAAAAAACCGGAAACAGCCGCCUUGUGGAAUCUGUUUACAUCGAGAGUUUUGCUCAUCCGAACAUUAAUCAUCUUUUUCAACUGGAUGGUAGUUAGUAUGACGUAUUAUGGACUGUCUCUCAACACGGGGAACCUGGGUGGCGAUUUUUACGUCAACUUCCUGAUUUCCGGUGUGGUCGAAUUUCCUGCCUAUACCCUUUGCCUGCUUCUGUUGGAUCGCUGGGGAAGGAAAAAAUGUCACUGUUCCGCCAUGCUCCUCGGUGGAAUCGCUUGUCUGUGUACAAUCUUUACCAUCAGCUUUGGCGGGGAAGAUUUACAGUGGUUGACGACGACACUAGCGAUGAUAGGAAAACUAGGAUCCGCCGCUGCUUUCGCUGUGAUUUACGUGUUUUCAGCUGAACUUUAUCCAACGGUCGUUAGGAACGCCGGAAUGGGGGCCAGUUCCUGCUGCGCGCGCAUUGGUGGAAUUCUUGCGCCUUAUGUCGCAGAUUCGGGGGUGCUGAUCGGGGGUCAGUUUGGACAGGCUGUUCCACUGGUUAUAUUUGGCGGCGCCUCCGUGUUGGCGGGAUUAUUGUCCCUAAAACUGCCGGAAACCCUGGACGAAGGUCUCCCGGAAUCCAUAGACGAUGGUGUGGCGUUUGGAACACCAGAGUAUAGGAAGAGAUCAAAACUAUCACUGGCUAUAGACCCCCCGUCGGCUAGCAUCGGGCUCACCAAACUAUAACCUCAGAGACAGAAUUUAAAAGACAUCGGGUUCACGAAACUCAAAUUACACAGAGAAAGAAACGACGACACAAGAUAGAAGCAACUUUAAUAAUACACAGCGACCGAAAGACAAAACUCUUGAAUAUUCGACUAACAGAGUUUGUGACAAUCUAAAUAAUAAUUAUUAAAGCGUUCCUAUAUUUGAUUGUAUGUGCAGGCCGGGUUUUAUCUGACGUUUCUAAUUAUGUUUUUUUUUUUACAUUUAUCAUUAAGAUGAAUAAGAUCAGUGCAUAUGGCUGCUAAUGUUCAGAAGGACGCAAUAAACAUUUGUUUUAUCAAACUUUCAAACUAAUAAAUGUCGUUAUUCUAAAAUUAAACGCACGGACCAUCGAACAGGAAGAGGGUACAGUGAACGAAGAAAACAUCAACUAGUUCAUCAUUUUCAGGAGAGUUUUUUCUUCUUUAUAAUUAUAAUUGUAUGCCUAUUGAUUUGAAAGAUGAAUUACUUUCACUUUCA
Molecule: messenger RNA, 2271 nt
Organism: Magallana angulata
Lineage: Eukaryota; Metazoa; Mollusca; Bivalvia; Ostreida; Ostreidae
Product: organic cation transporter protein-like
Exons: 10
Coding region: 106-1773 (555 amino acids)
Biological process (GO): transmembrane transport
Cellular component (GO): membrane
Molecular function (GO): transmembrane transporter activity
Source: RefSeq, a predicted model, not a curated record